CGGCCGGAGGGGAUGUCGAGAUAAAAAGUUAGAGGAGCCGGAGGAGGGAGAGUUCCGGGCCGAUCAGGAGGGCGGAGGGGACCGAGGAGAGAGACGUGCGCCAAACCGACAGAGAGCAUGACCGACGCCGAGGCGCAGAGCGAUCCACCAUCGGCACCGGUGGAAGAAGACAAACCACAGCCGGAGAGGAAAGUCAUAGCCACCCUGGUCCAAGGCACGGUGAAGUGGUUCAAUGUACGUAAUGGCUACGGCUUCAUAAACAGGAACGAUACCAAAGAAGAUGUAUUUGUUCAUCAGACGGCGAUCAAGAAGAACAAUCCUAGAAAGUUCCUCCGCAGCGUGGGAGACGGGGAGGUCGUAGAGUUCGACGUGAUUGAAGCUGCCAAGGGCUCAGAAGCGUCCAAUGUGACCGGCCCAGGUGGUGUUCCAGUCAAAGGGAGUCGCUACGCACCCAACAAACGCCGUUUCCGUCGACGGUUCUUCCCCCGCAGCCCUCGGCCUGGGGACCAGAGCAAACCAGCUGACGGCCAAGCCCCUGCUGCCAAGGGCGAGGGGUCAGGAGAGAGCGAUGGAGUGAGACCACAGCCGCGCCGUCGUAGGCCCUACAGACCACGGCAAGAGGCACAAGAUGGUGAGUCUGGAGACCAAAACAACGGCGUAACAGAAGGUGACCAAAUGCAGCAACCACAACGACGUUCUAGAUUCUGGCGUCCGUACCGCAGACCGUUCCGGCCUCGCUCACAUCCUGAUCAGGCUGCAGACGGGCAGCAGACAGCAGCUGAAGAGCAUAGCCAGGAGCAGGGUGAGCUGAAGCAAACAGAAGCCUCUGAGGGCCCGCAGACAAACGGAGAAGCAGAUGAGGGCCAAGGCCAGAAACAGCGGCGCCAAACUAGACGCCGCCGGCAAAGGAACUCCGAGUCGUCUGUCUCUAAAAAUGAUACAGAGAAGUCUGCGUCAGAGCCCGGUACCCCGCCUCAGAACUCAAAACCAGCUGACCUAAAAUCUUCUUCGAAAUCACCAAAGUCCUCCCCGAAGAGCUCUCCCAAACCCCCCAAAUCACCUGAGCAGGCAGCUGACGCAACAGUCCCAGCACCAACAGAGUGACGUCAAUGAGAGGACAGUCACGUGACCUUUGGCAAGAGGUGGGAUCCCACGUUAAUGUGGUGCAGGGUGGGAGCCAUGGGGAGGGUAUAAGGGAGACAGUUCUUGUGCAACACGUCCCACAUUGGAUGUCUAUUACAGAAGGCAGGAUGAUGGACAUUAGUGGGCGGAGUCAAAAGAGAUUUAAAGUGGCUCUGUGGCACUAAAAGGUUUGGAAGUCAUUUUAUGUUGAGUCUCUAAAGACGCGACGUGUUGGACUCAGUCUUUGUUUAACGCAGGGGACAUUUUUACUCAAACUCAGGAUUUCAGAUGUAAUAUAAUCCUCGUUUUAGGGUUUGAUGUGUCUUUUGUGUUUUUAUGUCUUUGUUUCUAUACUGUCUUUCUUUCACUCCCUGUGUCUCUGUAUGCGUUUUAUUUCCUUUUGUUGUGUGUUUCUUGUAGGUCCUUGAGGUGAAGGACUGGACCUUUUUCAGAACAUGUGCACUGCUCUCCCCUCCCUGCACUCCCCCAUCCUCCAACCCACCUUAUCCCACUGUUGUCCCCUCAGAUCCCUUCUCCCCUCCUUUCGUCUUGUGUUGUCCAGUCUAGACGCUCUGUUUGGAGAGGGACAGGGUAGGGAACAAAUGGGAUCCAGGUGGUUGGUGGGUGCAUAUUUAGAAAUUAAAAAGUACAUCUUUAAAAAAAAGAAAUGGAAAAGAUCUGCUUGGUAGCCCAGUUAUUCCGCCCCCCCUUACUCUAUU
Molecule: messenger RNA, 1841 nt
Organism: Paralichthys olivaceus (Japanese flounder)
Lineage: Eukaryota; Metazoa; Chordata; Actinopteri; Pleuronectiformes; Paralichthyidae
Source: RefSeq, a predicted model, not a curated record